AUGGACUCAGAUAGGGAAAACCCCCUCUUCUACUCGCCCAUCGGCGAUAACCCCAAACACAUCCUCGACCUUGGAACAGGCCAAGGAAACUGGGCCAUUGAUGUCGCCGACAUGUUCCCAUCCGCCUGUGUCCGUGGCGUUGAUCUCUUCCCACCACCCGUAGCCUGGAUGCCACCAAACUGCAUCCUAGAAGUGGACAAUAUCGCCGAACCAUGGACCUGGAACGAACCCCAAGAUCUAAUCCACAUCAGAAUCAUGAUCGGCUCCUUCGAUCCCUCAGAAUGGGAACGAGUCUAUUAUCAAUGCUACAACAAUCUCCGCCCGGGCGGCUGGAUGGAACAACUCGAAGCCAAACCCUUUCUCGAAUGUGAUGACAACAGCCUUCCGGCCGAUAACAUCCUUCGAACAUGGGGUCCUAAUCUAUUAGGAUGUGGUGAGCGUGCCGGCCGACCCCUCGACACAAUGGAGAGGAUGAAAGAGCGGUUCCAGAACGCGGGAUUCGUCGACAUCCAUGAAAAAGAAUACAAGUGGCCUAUUGGGCCGUGGGCCAAGAAUCAAAAGUACAAGGAGGCUGGGGUGGUGAAUUUCCAUCACUGGAUGUCUGGCAUGGAAGGCUGGUCGAUGUGGUUGCUGACGAGGUUUGGGGCCCCAAAGCCAUGGUCGCAUGACGAGGUCAUUGUUUAUAUUGCGAGACUGAGGGCUGAGUUGAAGAAUCCUCGGUAUCAUGUUUAUGAGCGAGCGCGACGGGUUUGGGCGCGGAAGCCGUUCCCUGGGGAGGUUUCGAGGGCGCCUAGGAGGGUUAUUAUCAAACAGGAACGGGCGUAA
Penicillium olsonii is the source of this 825-nucleotide messenger RNA. The record is from the annotation of a GenBank genome assembly. NCBI's taxonomy places the organism in Eukaryota, Fungi, Ascomycota, Eurotiomycetes, Eurotiales, Aspergillaceae.